This is a messenger RNA of Aedes aegypti (yellow fever mosquito), 2370 nucleotides long. RefSeq names its product N-acetylglucosamine-1-phosphotransferase subunits alpha/beta (gene Gnptab). The coding region runs from base 271 to 2256 and encodes 661 amino acids. Gene Ontology annotation, biological process: carbohydrate phosphorylation; N-glycan processing to lysosome. Gene Ontology annotation, cellular component: Golgi apparatus. Lineage: Eukaryota; Metazoa; Arthropoda; Insecta; Diptera; Culicidae. Gene Ontology annotation, molecular function: calcium ion binding; UDP-N-acetylglucosamine-lysosomal-enzyme N-acetylglucosaminephosphotransferase activity. The record is from RefSeq and is a predicted model, not a curated record. The transcript has 4 exons.
UUCUGAGUUUUUGUUUUGAUUUCACGUCCAGUUUGGCAGAGUGUUUAUCGCGUUAUUAUCGUAUUUUGUAUCGCAAAUUCUUCAAAAGAAAAUGAGAUUUCCUCCAACUUAGGUGGGCUUCCCGAGAUACAAAUCUAACGGUAAAUCUUAGAUUUCAUCCCGGUCAAAAUGAUAGCAGUAAGUAGCGAGAGUUUUCCAUGCCCGAGCUGUAAUCGAAAUCGUCGUUCGUCCAAAAGCCGCACUAAUCACUGAAAGCGGCCAACAGUUGCUAUGCGAUUCUGCUUCCUGCCACGACUGACCGGAACAGUCCGGCUUCGGUGUUGCUGCUUGGUAACCAUCCUGGCACUCAUCACUUUAUCCUACUAUCUGAUAGCAGAUUUGAUAUUAACGCACACAUCCAACACCAAAUGCGCAAAAUGCUACGAACCCAUCGACGUGGUUUACACGUGGGUCAAUGGAAGCGACCAGCGAUUCCUGGAUCAGCUGAAACUCUACUCUCUGGUUAGGGACAAAGCUCGCUACGACGACAAAAACGAACUCAAAUACUCGUUGCGUUCGCUUGAGAAGUUUGCGCCCUGGGUCAGAAAAGUCUACAUUGUAACCAACGGGCAGAUUCCAUUUUGGCUCAAUCUGGACAAUCCGAGGGUGCAAAUUGUCCAGCAUGCUGAUAUAGCGGAUGAGGACGCCGUGCUGCCAACGUUUUCCAGCGCGACCAUUGAGACGUUCAUUCACAAAAUUCCGGGACUUUCGAAGAACUUUCUAUAUCUGAAUGAUGAUAUAUUUCUGGGCGCUGCGCUGUUCCCAGAUGAUCUGAUUACGCUUUCCGAGGGGGUGAAGGUUUUCACAGCUUGGCAGGUUCCGGACUGUGCGCCAGAUUGCCCUUGGAUGUUUGUCGGCGAUGGAUCCUGCGAUAGCCAUUGCUAUGUGGAGGAGUGCCAAUUCGAUGGCGGAGAUUGUGACCAUCCGGACUAUCAGAACCAUAUGCACGAGAUGGAAGACUACAACAUGUCCCCGGAGGAAGGCGAAGAUACGUUUAUCGAUGUGCCGAAGACGUUUCCCAAAAAUGGGAAAAAGUCGGAUAACAUAAGGGACAUCUAUGAGAUGUUUAAACGAUCCAAUGGUUCUUCCACAAAGCAGCUGGUCGAAAAGUUCAACAAGGAAAAGCUUAAAAGCAAUAAGUCGAGCGCAAAGAAAGGUUCCGCUCAGGAUCAUGACCGGGAGCUGAAAAGCGAAGAGAAGAUGUCCAAUUCGCAGGAUAUCUUUGCGCAUUCGCUGAUUCAUACGAACAAGAUGUUCAACCAGGUGUACGGGUUCAAAAACAGGAAAGUCCUAGCUCACGUUGGAUUCCUGCUAAACGUGAACAUCAUAGAGGCUAUGCUGAUUCGAUUCAGGAGGGAAUUUUCCGUUACCAAAAGCCAUCGAUUUCGGGAGAAGAACGAUCUCCAGUACGCCUUCACGUACUACCAUUUUCUGAUGAGCGAAAGCAGGAACAAGAGCGUUUCGGAGAUAUUCGAUGAUUUCGAUACGGAUGGGUCUGGCACUUGGUCAGAUCGCGAGAUUCGAACACUGCUCACGAAAAUCUACAACCUGCCGCUGGAUUGGUCGGCAGUGCGGUACUUUGAGGAGGUCGUUACCAAUUGCUCCCUGCAGCAGAAUAACUUCGUGCCGCUGGAGCACCAGGAAGAGCAGAGGCUAGUUUACCCAACCCUGGUGUAUGAACGAUACGAAGACUCUACUAUUCCCACGGUCACGAAAAGUCUGGUAUUGGCAUGCCGCGAGCUGACGGACAUGAUGAAGAUGAAUUUCGCCCAAACUCCACUGUACAAAUAUCACGUUAAUCAAAAGACGGGAAUCUACAGCAACUUCAAGAUGCUGACUUCAAACAUCACGCAGGUCGUCGAUGCUUUGGAUGAGCUGCGCAAGAAUCCCAAGAAGUUCAAUUGCAUCAAUGACAACCUCUCGGAAGACAGUUCCGAGGAGAAUCAACUGAUCUCAGCUCUCCUGGAAGAUUUCUACCUCUCGCUCUUUCCGGUCCGAAGCCAGUUUGAGUUGGAAAACAACUAUCGCAAUAGAUUUCAAUACUACGACGAUUAUCGGGCUUGGUUUGCCCGGAAGACAAUGGUCCGAAACGGAGUAUACGCUUUUUGCCUGCUAGCUUUCUUCAUUUGCGUUAAAAUUCUCUGCUUCCGACAUAAAGGCAAAUUCGCCCGAACUCUGGUGUUCCUUAGCAGUCGAACCGAUUACAGUACCAUAUGACGACGAUUGCGCAAUUGAUUGGAGAAAUAAGUUAUAGUUUCGUUUUACAAUUAUUUAUUUGAACACGAAAAGAUAAAACCUUACACUGAAAUAAACUCUUCAAUGAACAAACAA